UUUUUUUUAAUGCAAUUAGUAGAUGGCUUUCUUUUUGGAUCCCAAUCCAGAUUGUGUGGUGGAAUGCCUUAAGACUUGCUGCAGUGAAUCAUAUCCUCCAAGAUUUCCGCCAAUCCGCAGUGGAGACUACAUGGAAGAGCGCUUCAAACUUACGAGCUGCUUACCAAGAAUAUGGGUAAAGCACCCUAGAAAAUUCACCCUGCACAAACCCUUGUCUGAAGAUGAAUGUGGUGACCUUAUUAUUAUUAUUAUUCAAGAAUAUGGUAGCAUUAGUCGUAUCUUGUUACUUGGUGCAUGUAUUGUUGAGCUCGAAAAUUUUACUCGUAAUUAAGCAAGAUUAUUAAGAAGAAAAUAAAUAAACAAUAAAAUAAAAACCGUUUUUGUGUGAAAGAUUGAA
This is a messenger RNA of Olea europaea var. sylvestris, 397 nucleotides long. RefSeq lists its product as uncharacterized. Lineage: Eukaryota; Viridiplantae; Streptophyta; Magnoliopsida; Lamiales; Oleaceae. The transcript has 3 exons. The record is from RefSeq and is a predicted model, not a curated record. The coding region runs from base 23 to 331 and encodes 102 amino acids.